This is a messenger RNA of Hepatospora eriocheir, 189 nucleotides long. The record is from the annotation of a GenBank genome assembly. NCBI's taxonomy places the organism in Eukaryota, Fungi, Microsporidia, Hepatosporidae.
AUGUUUAGCUACUUUAAUUUAUUAUCUUUUAUAAACGCAAAGUUUAAUAUGAUAAAAUAUGAAAUUUAUUCGUUUCGAUCAUUAUUUCAGUGCUUUAUAGCUGAUAAAAUUAUAACUUUUAAAUACUUUUCUGAUUUUUAUCUUACUUUCAAAUCAACAAUUUUUAUAACUAUUUUUAUUUAUUAUUAA